CAUGUAUACCAUAAUAAAAAAAGAUUAUUUAUGAGCAUAGUAUGAACUAAUAUUUCCAAUUUUAAGAAUAAUAUUUAGGGAGUGCAUUCAGGAAAGCUAUCAUCAAAACCAAGAAGAUGCAGAAUCCUAACGAAGAUACAGAAUGGAAUGAUGUUUUACGAGCAAAAGGGAUCAUUCCUCCCAAGGAAAAGGAAGUUUCGGAGCAGGAUAUAGUUAACAUGAUCGAGGACACUAUUCAAAAGAAACAGGCAGAAAAGGAUCAGCAACUAUCAGAACUCGAUUUAGAUGGCCUUGAUGAAUUAGAAGACUCAGAAGAUGAGGCAAUUCUAGAGCAGUACAGACAAAAGUGUAUCGCUGAGUUGAAAAAGUUAGCUGAGAAGCCAAAGUUUGGUGAUGUGCGAGAAGUCUCCGGUCAGGAUUAUAUUCAGGAAGUAAAUAAAGCAGGCGAGGGCAUCUGGGUGGUCAUACACUUGUACAAACAAGGGAUUCAACAAUGUGCACUAAUAAAUCAGCACAUGAGGCAGCUGGCGGCCAAGUUUCCCUACACCAAGUUCCUGAAGGCUGUGGCGCAGACCUGCAUCCCUAACUUCCCAGAGAGAAACCUGCCCAGCCUGUUUGUUUACUUUGAGGGUGACAUGAAGAAGCAGUUUGUAGGACCGCAUGAACUAAGAGGAACAGCACUCACUUGUGAUGAAUUAGAAUACAUCCUCGGCCAGGUCGGUGCAGUGGAUACUAAGAUCAAAGAGGAUCCUAAACCAAGGAUAAAAGACAAGCUGUUCACAGACCUUGGAUCCAAUGACUGGUGAUGACAGUUGGUUGCAACUGUACGCUUAAGAAUGCUAGUUUUAUAUUAUUUAUUUUUUAGAGUUUAUGUACUUACUCAAAGUAUUUAACUUAUUGACUUGAGGUGAAUUUGUAUUAAUAU
Messenger RNA from Aricia agestis (brown argus), 925 nucleotides. It is a transcript of the gene viaf, whose product is annotated as viral IAP-associated factor homolog. The transcript is spliced from 5 exons. The record is from RefSeq and is a predicted model, not a curated record. Gene Ontology annotation, biological process: protein folding. Bases 117 to 806 code for a protein of 229 amino acids. Gene Ontology annotation, cellular component: cytoplasm. Lineage: Eukaryota; Metazoa; Arthropoda; Insecta; Lepidoptera; Lycaenidae.